CUUUGUUCGUAUCCAAUAAAUACUUUCUUGUUACUUUUAUUAGUUAUUUCUAAUAGAGCUUAGUUGUUUCUUCUCAUAGAAUUUGAUUCUUUUCUAUUUCUCUAUUAUUAACAUUUGUCUCUGCUAUCACUUUUAUUCGUUACAAGGCGUACUUACAUAGACCACUUGUGGAUUGUUAUAAUUUGUUUUUAGUGAGUUAAUAGUUGACUCAUUUAUCUGUGAUUCAUUGUUUAAAAUACAAAAAUCUUAUCCAUGCCAUGUAGUGAACAUUCAAUAUAAGUAAUUAAUCAAUUAGGCUAAAUAUACUAUCUCUACACCUAUAGAUUUCUAGUCGUUCGAUUUUUUGUCGUCCUUAUAAACUCUACUAGAUUGAACGGAACUUGAAAAACAAUCUAUUCAAUCUAAUAUAAUCAAUUUAUAGGGACGGAAAUAAAUCGUACGUUCAAUUAAUUUAUCUAUCAGAAUUUGAUCGUUCUGUAGUAACAUAAUCUAAAUUAAAAUUACAUUAUCGACUGUUGUAGGAUGUAUAUAUCCCAUUAACCAAUAAAAUUGUUAUCUUGCAACAUCAUCUAAUGACAACUGCGUGCAACUAUUGUUAACAACUAGUUAUUAAAAUCUGUUUUAGUGAAUGACGUCAGAUGGGUCAUUUCACUCUUGACUGAAAUUCAUAGUAAACGUUAAUUGGAAAGCUCAUCAAAAAUAUUAUUUAAUCUGGAGAUAACCUUAACCGCUGAUUGUCUAACGUAUCAUUGCUGAGUUUUAUUGAAAAGGUCACCCAUAAUUUAUUGAUCGCAUUAUAGAAGAGUUUUUCUGCGAGCAGAAUUUCUGUAGCUUCUUUACAUUCACUGCAGUCGUGAUAUGUUUUCAAGAUUGCGAAUAUUUUAGUGAAUUUUUGUGUGAUGGUUCUAUGUGAUAUUCAAAAAGUUCUUAUCCCAAAAUAGUUUCAACUUCUGGAUUUUUUCCCAUCAAGGAUUUAGGGAUAUCAGUUUGAUUUGGUGAUUUGUGAGCAAGUUGUGAAGAAGCGAAGAUGCUAGGCGCACUGAAGUCGUCUCCCAUUGGGAGAUGCCUCGCCUUCCUCAUGGCGAUGAACUUCUUUCUGUCGGGUCUGGUCAUAAAUGCGGCACAAUGUGUCCUCUACUAUGGACUCAGGCCUUUCAGCAAGCACGCUUAUCGCAAAGUCAACUACUACCUCGCCUAUUCACUCUACUCUCAACUAGUGUUCAUGGCGGAGUGGUGGUCAGGUACUGAUGUGCAUAUCUACAUAGACAAAGAUGAUUUCGACAAGUAUUACGGCAAAGAGCAUGGCUACCUGGUCAUGAACCAUCGGUACGACGUGGACUGGCUAGUCGGCUGGAUAUUCUGCGACCGAAUCAAAGUGCUAGGGAACUGUAAAGCGUAUGCGAAAAAAUCGAUUCAGUAUCUGCCGACAAUGGGAUACGCGUGGAAGUUCGCUGAGAGUGUUUUUCUAGAAAGGAACUGGGAUAAGGAUCGUGAAGCUAUUGGCACGCAAGUUAGAGAACUAGCACAAUAUCCUGAUCCAAUUUGGUUACUGCUGUUCGCCGAGGGCACCCGUUUCACAGAGGAGAAGCACGCGGCCAGCCUGGAGUUUGCCAGGAAGAAGGGUCUCCCAGAACUGAGACAACAUCUCACUCCGCGCACCAAGGGCUUCACGUGCAGUGUGCCCCAUCUCAGGGACAAGGUGCCUGCAGUCUACGAUGUGCAACUCGCUUUCAAAGAGAAUAGCGAGACUCGGCCAACUGUAGCAUCGAUGCUGAAGGGCAAGCCACUUGAAGCGCACAUGUACAUCGAGAGAAUCCCCAUCUCCCAAGUUCCCGAUGACGAGGAGGAAGCUGCCAACUGGCUUAGGGAUCUCUAUCUCAAGAAAGACAAAAUGAUGGAAAGCUUUCUGCGUCACGGCGACUGGUUCGUUGACAGCGGCGUGCGUCGCGUGGAGGCGUUCAAGCUGCCUCGUCGCUGCUACUCGCUACUCAACGUGGUCUGGUGGGGGUUCGUCCUCAUGAGACCUCUGCUCUACUUUGUCGUCGACCUCCUCGCGUCGGGAUCGACUUUCUCCAUUGGCGUCGGCGUCACUGUAUUCCUAGUAUUAUAUUUCUUACUCAACAACUUGAUCAACCAGACGAAGAUCAGUAAAGGUUCGUCUUAUGGCAAGACUACCCCCACCACUCCGUCGCAGUCCAACAGCUUCUCCAACUUAAAGCAGGACUAGACGUCUGCCAUCUGUCAUCUGCCUGUUAUCACAGCCUGUCUGUAUUCAUUCAUUCAUCAUUCAAACUUGACAACAGGCUACGAUUCGUAUUUUUUUUAUAAAGAAGAGCCUCUGUGUAUAUUGUUGGAACAAACGGACAUUUCUGUGUGAAGCUUACUAGUGUUUGUUAUAGUGGAGACAUCACUCACGGUAUUAAGCCAUCUAUAGUGAUCUAUUUUGUUAAGAUAGUUUUAAGUACGGUAUGUUUUUUGCAAGUGUAAGGGUACACCCUCCCGCGGAUUGUAUCCAAACCUGACAGUUUUUUGAGAAAGAAUUGUCAAGUAUAUGUGUGUAAGGUUAAUGCGAGUGUAAGGUAUACCUUCCCACGGAUUGUAUCCAAACCUGACAGUUUUUUAAGAAAGAAUUGUCAAGUAUCAGUGUGUUUAACUUAUUUUCACUAUGAAUCAUCCAAGUAGGAGAAAGAAACAAUAUUUUUUGUACAUACUUUAUUUUUCAAUACUUGUUAUUGUUGUUUAAUUAAUUAAUUUUAGGUCUACCUGUAGUGGUCAGAGUUGAGAAUUGUUUUGGCAUAGUUGUUUUUAUCUGUAGUUUUCGAAAUAUUUACUUCCCAAGUUUGAAAACAGAUAUUAUUUUGUUGUAAAACACAGUUUAUUCUGUGUUGUUUGAGAAAUAUUUUAGACUGUGAUUUGGUGUAGGGUGCUGAGAAAGUUUUUAGGAAAAGCUUGUAAUUGAUUUAUGUAGGGAAAGGAUCGAUAAACUGGAAUAUCGAUAAGAGAAGUAUCGAUAAACUCCAAUAUCGAUUUGAAAAUUAUCGAUAAACUAAUAUCGAUUUUUGGAUGAACGAAUUCUAAUUUUAGGCUUUCUUUAAAAUGUUUAAGCUUUUUCUCUCAACUCUCCUGUAAUUCGUAGGAUUAUCUAUGUGUAUCGUAUAUUCGAUGUGUUCAAUGAUCAUUCAUUUUCCUUUUCAUCAGUAACUAUCAUUUUCUUUUCAUUAGUGAUUCAUUAGUAUCAUACGCCUCUUCUCUCUUUAGAAAAAAAUGAAUAUUUUUAGUUAUUUAGAGUUGUCUGCCUAAACUAACUAUUUUUUAGUAUCAAUAAAUCUUUGAAUAUCUUUUUGAAUCGAAUUUUUCUUCUGAGUCGACAGUUAUUAUUACGUGUUCAACCCAAUUUUAAAAACUUCUUUCCUAAUGUACAUUUUUGAAUCCGUUUUAAUGCUGGAUUUUUAAAUUUUACACAAAAAUUGGGUUAUACCAAUGCUUUUUAUGAGAUAGAUUUUAUACUGAAUAUUAUUAUUAUUGUCAUGUGUUUAAAAUUGUUUUAAAAUUAUUAUUGUUUUGUCCAGAAUCAGUUGAGUCUCUUAUUCUUCUUUUUUAAUUUUAUUUUAUUAGUCUUAUUUUUUUAACCCUGAUCAAUUCUCAUUUCACAUCAAUUCCAGUUGGUAGUUUUUGUAAUAAUGGUUUUUUAUUGAGUGAAUAUUAUGAAUGAUUUGACUGCUUUCAUUGAUAAGUAAUUAAUAAAUUUGUAAAAUCAAUAGUUCUAUAUUGAAUCUACUAUUAUAUCAUACGCACUUAUCCAAUGAGAAAUUUUCAUUGAUAAAAUGUAAUCAAAAUAUGUCAAGUUGUUACAAUUGUUAUAAGUUUCACAUAAAUCUCAUGUAAAUGUGCCAAUUAAUUUUAUAUGAGUCAUCCGUCAUCAUUCAUUAAUUUUAAUUGAAAAAAAUUGAUGGAGUUUGUGUAGUUUUUUGAUAAGUUUCAAAUUUGGUAGUAAUUCUACCAAUAUCGUUUCCACAAACUUUGUUUACACUAAUUUUAUCUGAAUCUAUUUGAUAUGAUACAGAAAAUGUUCAUGGAUUAACAUUUAAUUGAAAUAAAUUGUAUGGUGUAAUGUCUUGCUAA
Messenger RNA from Nilaparvata lugens (brown planthopper), 4122 nucleotides. Its product is annotated as 1-acyl-sn-glycerol-3-phosphate acyltransferase gamma. Gene Ontology annotation, molecular function: 1-acylglycerol-3-phosphate O-acyltransferase activity. The transcript is spliced from 9 exons. Lineage: Eukaryota; Metazoa; Arthropoda; Insecta; Hemiptera; Delphacidae. Gene Ontology annotation, cellular component: endomembrane system. The record is from RefSeq and is a predicted model, not a curated record. Bases 1028 to 2227 code for a protein of 399 amino acids.